CGGACGCGUUCGGUCGACGACCACGACCACGAUCACGAUUACGACCACGACCACGGUGACCGCGUUCAUUCGUCUGUUUUCAAAUAGAAUCUAUAAUACAACAAUCAUAUUGUUCUAUCAUACGCGACAGUUAUAGAUCGAGCUUCGGUUUCGUUUUCGCCGUCGACAUUUCCUAGACAUUUUUUCUCCGUCGGGUUUUCCGGCCAAAAUUCUUCAGCUGAAGCCCAAUAGGAUCUGCCGUAUAGAUUUCUAGCGUCAGUCGCGUACAACCAUCGUCGUCGUGAUGCGUUAUCGUGAUCCGUUGGCGCGUCGAUCGGAAAUCGGAAUUCACCGGAAAGACGCCGCCGUAAAUCGAAAUAUUUUGAUUUAAAGUCGAUCAUAAUUAUAACGUAAUUCGUCUUAUCAGUUAUCCACCAUUCAUAAUUUUGUGAGAUCCACGAUCAAAGCAGUGAACUAAGUAGUUAUUUAAAUAGUGAACAGCAAACAAAAAAAUGGCCAACUCUACAUCGGUGACCAAGUGCACUGAUUUUUCCGUGUCCAGCCUCUGCCGAGACAUGAAAACUUCACCUCCUGAUCCAGCAAUAGUGGUCGGUGGAACUGGGACUAAUAUGAAAUUGACACUGCCUCUUGCAGCUUGCGCUCCAUUUUCAUCCAAUAUCAAUGGACCAACUGCCAUCACGACCCCAGUCGCCGGCAGACCUCCGCAGUCCACGUCGCCGUCGCCGUCGCCGUCUCCGGCCACGCUGCGUGAACUGUAUGCCAUGGCGGCCAGCCAACAGCACCAGCAGCACUCGCGACUGCUCGAGUUGUCCAACAGAUAUCGAGGGUAUCCAGAAAUCGCCCACCACGUGUUCAACCAACAAGGAGCAGUCACCAAGUUGCUAGGAACCCUUAGACCUCCUGGACUGAUUGGUGGAAGCAAACCCAAGGUGGCCACCCCAGCAGUCGUAUCGAAAAUUGAAUUCUACAAACGAGAAAAUCCAACGAUAUUCGCCUGGGAAAUUCGUGAAAAGCUCAUAUCUGAAGGAGUUUGCACGAACGGGACGGCGCCGUCGGUGAGCAGCAUCAACCGGAUACUGCGGAACAGGGCGGCUGAAAGGGCCGCGGCCGAGUUCGCCCGGGCUGCCGGGUACGGGCUGUACCAGGUGUCGCACCCAUACGCGUCUUUCCCGUGGCCGCCACACCCACAUGGCAUGUGGCCGGGCGUGGCCGCGGACGGUCCAUCCGCUGUGGCCACGGCCGUGUCGUCGUCGGGCGGACUGCCGAUGCACCACGGACCGUCCGGGGCGUCCAACAAGAACACUCCACUGCAUCAGAUGAUCAAUGCCCAUCAACCUUGCGGCGUCAUGUCGUCCAGAGAUCUCAUGCCCAGACUAUUAGGUGACGGAUCCGGAGGCGUCGACGGUUGCAAAGACGACAUGGAAAGCGUGGGCAGCGGCAGCGGUUCCGAGCAACCAAAGUUCAGACGUAACCGGACCACGUUCAGCCCGGACCAACUCGACGAACUGGAAAAGGAGUUCGACAAGAGUCACUACCCGUGCGUGAGCACUCGCGAACGGCUGGCUGCCAAGACCAGUCUGUCCGAAGCCAGGGUCCAAGUAUGGUUCUCGAACCGAAGGGCCAAGUGGCGGCGGCACCAGCGCAUGAACAAAUCGCGUCGGUCGGGCGUGGCGGCCGCGUCGACCGUGUCGGGCGGCAGCAGCGGUUCGGCGGCGGGUACGCCCACGCCGCCGGUCGUGUCGCCCGUCGCGGGAGCGAUCGGCGGCCCGGUCGGUGGACCCGACGGCGUCGGCGGUCCGCCCUGUCCGGCUGCUGUGGCCAGGUGUCUGGGCGGCGGCGAGAACAGCGCGUUCCGAUCGCUGAUGCCGCAACAGCACUUGCACCGACAGCUCGUCCAGCAGAGUUACGCCGCGUCCGAAUCGUCCGAAGAGAUAAACGUGACGACGGACGACGAAGACGACGACGGCGUCGGUGGCGGUGGCGUCAUGGACGAGCCGAUGGACGACGGAGAUGGUUCCAAUAAUUCGUCUUCGUACAACAACAACAGCAAUAACGACAACGACAACAACAACAAUGACGGCAGCGGCGGCGGCGAUGGCGACGUCGAUGAUGACGACAACGACGACGGAAAGACAUCGGCGGCGGUCGCUCUGACGUCCCCGACACCUCACCAUCUGCACCACAAUCAUCAUCACCAUCAUCAUAACAAUCACCCUUCGCGUCCACGAUUCGGCGCCGACCGACCGCCGUACUUUGGUCACGUCAUGCACCCGGGAGACCAGAAACGAACGGUCGACAACCCGAACAACAAUCACCACCACUCGCACCACCAUCUCCAACACCCCCACAACAAUAACAACAACAACAACAACAACCACCACAGUAACAACAACAACAACAACAGCAUUCAGCAGCACCACAACAGCGUGCUGUCCACGAUCGCUUCUUGGCGCGAAAUGGCCGCCUUCACCGCCCUUCACCACCGAGCCCUCGAACAGGGCGCGGCCAAAGCGGCUGCGGCUGCGGCGGCGGCGGCGGCUGCGCAACCGUUGCAGUUGACCAAGUACGACAAGGACAGGGCGUAGGCUGGGCGGCGCAGAUGUUACGCAUGUACAACAAGCCGCACGUCGUGUACAGGGUGACGCAAAAGUUAAAAAUUAAAAUGUGUCGAUAAAAUGUGUGUGUCAAGAUGAUGGGUGCAAAAUAUAUGGGAAAAAAAAGAAAAUAUCGCUCGUACCAUGCUAGUAUUCGGGCCGCAUCGAACAUUAUUAAUUGUAACACACACUGUAUAUAGAGUAAACUAGAAUUUAUCGUUUUGAAAAUGUUUUUGGGUUCCUGCUGCUGUAGAGGUAUGUUCAUUAUUUAAUAAUAAACAGAUACGAAUUUUCCCGAAUCGGACGGAGACUUUUGAAUCGCUCUGUAUUCUGUACACUUAACGACAGUAUAUAAUAAUAUUAAAGCGCAGUAGAUAUUUUAAGAAAAUAAUAUUAAUAUCACCUAGCGUGGUGCGUUUUGCACUGGUAGAAACUUAUUAAAGUUCAUCGGACAAAAGGCCGUUUCCAUAAAAUUGAUUUGUAAUUUUUUUUUUUUUUUUGAGCGGUGGGGAAUGUACUCGGACAUAUUAUAAUCAACGAGCCAUAAACUAAAAUAUCGUUUUUACAAACGCGUAAUUAAUAUGAUGCUUUGCAAGUUUUUUUUGAAUUGGACGAGCUUCAGGGGUUCCACAGGUGCUACAUUUCACCCGCAAUCGUCGCAUUGCCUAGUCCGACUAGGGCCGACUGUGCUCGAAGCUUUUUAGAUUUUUCAACGAGAACGGGCACCAUAUCGUUUUUGGCACAUUACAUUAUAAUAUUAUUCAUAUUACACUCCAAAAUCGGGAAAAAUAUUUUAGGGACCCCCCCCCCCGCAUCGCACUGCUGCUGUUGAUAUCUUUGUCAGCUUUAUUUUAUUCCUCUUUACAUUUUUUUAUUAUAAUUUAUUGUUUUCGUAUAUCAUGCGUGUGUGUUGUACACAGAUUUCUUAACGUGCAUUAAUCGUGAUUAAACUGUAUGAUAUUGUUGGGCGUGAGACGCGUGUAAGUAGUUAAUUUAAAUCAAUGAUUAUAAUAUUGUUUUAUGUGUUUUUAAUUCAUUUCGGUCGGUUUAACGAUCGGUGUGAUCAUAAUAGUAUAUGUUUGUAAAUAACGUGUGUAUAUAUAUAUAUGUGUAUUACUGCGACGUAUAAUAAUAGUUUAUGGUGU
Myzus persicae (green peach aphid) is the source of this 3739-nucleotide messenger RNA. RefSeq lists its product as uncharacterized. NCBI's taxonomy places the organism in Eukaryota, Metazoa, Arthropoda, Insecta, Hemiptera, Aphididae. Bases 492 to 2585 code for a protein of 697 amino acids. Gene Ontology annotation, molecular function: DNA-binding transcription factor activity, RNA polymerase II-specific; RNA polymerase II cis-regulatory region sequence-specific DNA binding. The record is from RefSeq and is a predicted model, not a curated record. Gene Ontology annotation, biological process: regulation of transcription by RNA polymerase II; anatomical structure development. The transcript is spliced from 7 exons.